CAGGAAGGGCAAUCUCUUCUACCCUUUUGCGUCCAAGGAGGAAUGGAAGUUGCUGACUAUCUCCUUCGCUCAUCCCUGGAUAUGGCAGCAAUUGAUGAAUUCUUGAAGCUUCACAUGAUCCAAAAUUUACAACUAUCAUUCAGCAACGCUAGUGAAUUGUGUAGUCGUGCCGAGAUGCUCCCCAGCGGACCAAGCUGGAAAUGCCAGACCAUUCCCUCACUUCAUCCUACAAAACUUCCUAUCCGCUUAUUCUGGCGAGAUCCUAUUGAAUGCCUGGAAAGCCUUUUCAGCAAUCCUCUGUUUCAUGAUAAGCUCAAUUUCAUCCCUCGUCACGUGUACAAAACGGCAGCGCGGCUUCUGAGGGUAUAUUCUGAAUGGUUGACAGGUAAUUCUGCAUGGGACGUGCAGGUAUGUGCAGGUUCAGUCUACUCAUUUUGCACUGUCUUGAGCCCCUUCAGUGACAAAUCCCGUAUUAUACAGGUCACCCGACCUACAUAA
This is a messenger RNA of Suillus subalutaceus, 498 nucleotides long. RefSeq lists its product as uncharacterized. The record is from RefSeq and is a predicted model, not a curated record. The annotation marks the transcript as partial. NCBI's taxonomy places the organism in Eukaryota, Fungi, Basidiomycota, Agaricomycetes, Boletales, Suillaceae. The transcript is spliced from 2 exons.